AUGGAGCCCGGUGUCCACCCCCAACCCCACCCGAACGCUUCCUUCUAUUCCCCCUACUCGCAGUCGACGUCUUCGUCGCAGCAGUACCCGCAGAUCCGCACAGACACAACCAUGGUGUCAUCCAUCAACAGUUCCUGCGCCGCAGAUCUGGGAAGCAAGUCCGCCUCGGCAGCUGUCGCUCCAUCGCGCAGUGGGUCGUUAUAUGGGGGCCUGCGCAUUGCCACUCCGCACUCGCCGGUAACAGGGACCGUCCAUCAACCGACUCCCACUCAGGCGCAGCAGAGCCACACACCACACCAGCGCACCUCCCCUAAGGGCAUGCCCUCGCAGCAUCGCUUCGCCAUGUGGAAUACCAGCAUGACCUGCUCCUCGUCUGAAGACGCCGGCAAUCUGGGCUUGCACCGAUCCUUCAGCACCCCGAACGAGGCCCACGGAAGUCAGCACCAGAAUUCUCAUGGACAGCAUCCGCAGCAGCACCGCCAAACCAAGGCGCUUCCGCCGUCGUUUGAACGACCCAGCAGCGAGCUCAUGGACACCGUCUCGCGCAGCCUCAACACACACAACGACCCUGAGCUGGAGGGACUUCCGCCAAUGCGCCCUGACGACGAGGACGAGGACGAGGACGAGAUGGAAGGACACCCCGGCGGGGUGGUGAAAGCGGCUGGACACGCCACCACACUCUAUUCAAAGGGCUUUCUGAUUGCCACCACCUCUUCCAUCAAGGACUCGCCGGUGUCAUGCGGCGAUGGCGGUGACAAUACAUGCAUUCUGCGGCACUUGCACGACGGGGAGGAGCAACAGCCGCCACGCGAUGACGGCGAGGCAAGUGUCAGCCAGACGAGUCAGUCGCGCGGCCCUACGGCGAGCAGUUCCACGGUCAUCUCUCAUCGCCUGCUGACGGUGGAGGAGAUCAACGAGCGGCGUCGUGCGUCGUGGGUGGCAAGCCACUCUGUAUCACAGGUCCAGUCCGCUGUGGCCUGCCCGGCCCCUGGCGACGAUGCCAGAAGUGAGAAAAGGCCAGGGGACCCACUGAAAAGUGCUCACAGCACCAACAACCUCAGCACCGAAAGCGGCAUCAGCAAAGACAGUCGACCAGCCCACCGACAGCUAACCAAGGAAGAGGCCGACCAGCUUUUUGCUCAGUGCCAGCAACAGCGGGCUGCAGCGGCAGCGAAAAACAUAACUGCGCCGCCGCAGCAACAACAACACGGGCUGUCAUCAUCACUGGCGAAUGCCGCUAACAACAGUAACCAAUCUGGGGUCAUACACUCGUCGGCUUCGGACAGCACUAAACCCUGGCUCCUCUCUGGCGAUGACUCGAGGGCGCACUGCUUCCAUCCAGCACCCGCAUUUAGGCCGCCAGUGACCAGCGCCAACACCGUGGGCAGUGGUGGCAACACAGCGACGAAGCCCAUGACGUUCGAGUGGCUGCGAGGCACCAGUGGCGGUGGUGGUGCCAGUGGCACGGGCUUCUUCGCAGAGUCGACGGUUCAUCCAUGGCCUGGCGUAAAUGCGUGGCGCGACAGCAAUGUGGCUGGUAGCAGCAGUACCGUCAACAUCAGCGCCGCCAUGGCUUCAUUUUUUGGUACGACAGGAGUCCCUGCAGGAGAUGCUGGCUCUAGCGGUGACUUCAAAGUCUCUAUGGGCACCCUGGCAGGAGCAAGCCAGGCACCUCCAGGUGCCUCCACCAGCGGCUUUGCAUGGCUACCCAACACCUUGAGCUGGACCCCACAGAACCAACAGCAGGCGCAGCACCAACGGACGGUUUUCUCCUUCGUCCCUUCUGCACCACCGCAAGUGGGUCCCGUCAGCGGCGCUACCAACGCCGCCACCUGGGGUUACAGUCCCAUAGCAGUGGGCCUCUCUGGUAGCGGCCUGCCCAGUAGCUCGCAUGUCUAUCUUCCUUCUCUUCCGACGGCAGCGGGACUACAGGGGCUGUCGCAGGAGCGAAUCGAAGAGUGCAUCCAUCACUGUGAUGCGCAGCUGGUGCAACUCCGGCAAGAGCGGGAGCAGCUGCUGCAAGAGCUGCAGAGACGCCUGUAUGCUGCGGCAGACGGCGAACAACAGCAGCGGUUGCAGCAACAGCAACACAAGCACACCCAUUCUGCGAGUUGGCCCGGCUCACUCGGCCCCAACGCCGCCACAAUUUCAAACUCUAUCGUGGACAUAGCUACAGCCAGGCCAGCAAUCCCGCCACGCGGAGCCGUGACUGCGGGGGCGAGGGCCAUCGGUGGCUGUGGCAGCACGUUUGGGCAGGGCCCUCUUUGGAACUGCUUUGGUGAUCUCGUCGUGGACAGGAAUGUCAUGACGAACGCCUUCCCGCGCGGCCCCGGCGACACACGUGAGCCCCCAGGCCUGUGCGUGGACCCCAUCAUGGAGGUGGAUAGCGAGGAAUGGCUGGGACGUACCCCAACAGCGGCAGCUGACCAUCGGCAGCUGAGCAGCAGCGGCAGCGCGACGACAGGGGGACCAGCUCACCAGGCGGCAGCUGGCAGCCGCUUCACCGGUGAGCGCCCUGGCGGUCUUUGCCGUCGCCGUGCAGAGGCUGGAAGCCAACGCAACAGCAGCGGUGGCAACAGCAAAAAUGGGGUGUCCUCCUUGGCCGGUGUUGAGGCAACAAAGUCCAGCGCAGGAGGUGGUGGGCACAGCACCAACCGCUGCAGCCAUGACAACACACCUCAGGAGCAGAAGUAUCUGCAGACGGACCCCUUCAGCAUGUACAAGCACAACAAGAAGCUUGCCACUACCGGUGGCGUGGCGGCACCGAUCAGCAGCAAGGCUUCUGCGGCACAAUAA
Molecule: messenger RNA, 2796 nt
Organism: Leishmania braziliensis MHOM/BR/75/M2904
Lineage: Eukaryota; Euglenozoa; Kinetoplastea; Trypanosomatida; Trypanosomatidae
Exons: 1
Coding region: 1-2796 (931 amino acids)
Source: RefSeq, a predicted model, not a curated record